Molecule: messenger RNA, 2016 nt
Organism: Drosophila guanche
Lineage: Eukaryota; Metazoa; Arthropoda; Insecta; Diptera; Drosophilidae
Product: serine protease gd
Exons: 4
Coding region: 170-1888 (572 amino acids)
Biological process (GO): proteolysis
Molecular function (GO): serine-type endopeptidase activity
Source: RefSeq, a predicted model, not a curated record
CACCCUGGUCGUGGGUUAUGAGCUCUGAGGCGCGAUUUUCGUUUUGGAGUAGCCAAAACAGUCCGAAGAUAUUUUUAAAUGUGGCAUCAAAGAUUUAAGAUCAUUUUAAACGUUCAAUCACUGCAUUUCAUUGUGAACAGGUCUUCUAAACGGCUACAUACUAAAAGUAAUGACCGCAUGCAUUUGCAUAUCUCAUGUCCGUUUGCAUAUGUGCACGUGUGUGUGUGUGUGUGUGAGUAAAAGACUCGCGAAAAUUGAAAUGAAAUUGCAUUUCACCACAAUACUGCUGAUCUGCUUCGAGCACGUGUCCAAGGUGAUUGCCCAGGGCAUGCCCAUCAGUCCCUGCCCAAAGAUCUUUCAGUAUCGAUUCGAUGGCAAUGAAUGGUUCGGUUUGAUCGCCGUGCGAAAUCCAGACAUGAGGCAGCCACUCCAGCUGCGCGUCACGCUCUCCAUGAGGGGAAAGCCAACAACGGUGAGGGCUAACCGGCAAACAAUACACAUGCAAUAUAAUACACUAAUACCUUCCAUUUUGCAGAACUAUCUGGGCGAAAUAGAACUACUGACCCGUGGACAGUUCACAAAAAAUGCGCCAGUCCUCUACAAGAUACGCUUUCCAAAGCAUCACUUCCCACCCAAGCUGCUGCUGAUUUCGGCCAACAAUCAUGUAAUUUGCUUUGGAUCUGGCGAUCACAGCAUAUUUAUGACCCAAAUCCAGCUGGAGCACACCAGAAAACUAACCUUUAUACCGGACAAGAAGACUUCGCUUCUACUGGACGAAGUGGAGGCCCUGCCGAAGUCGCCGCCGCCAGUGCCGCCGCGCAGCCAGUUCAAGAAAAAACCCUUUCAUUCGCCCAAGGAGAUUUGUGGAAAGAUAGACAGCAGUCUCGACUUUCGGCUGCCUCUCAGUUCGAGGCGUUCGGAUGCCAUCACAUCGCCCGUGUUUGCCGACAACGAAGACCCUGAUGAUGAAGAAUUUGAGCACUUGUCGGAGGAAGAGCUGCAGGAGCAGGAUACUGUGGAUGGCAGCGCCGUGGGCAGCAGCCUGCCAUCGAUUACGCGCGGCUCGUGGCCCUGGCUGGCGGCCAUUUAUGUGAACAAUCUCACAUCGUUGGAUUUCCAAUGCGGCGGCACACUCGUCUCGUCACGCGUGGUCAUCAGCUCGGGCCACUGCUUCAGGAUGUUCAACAAGCGUUACACGGCCAACGAGGUGCUGGUCUUUUUGGGGCGCCACAAUCUGAAGAACUGGAACGAGGAGGGCUCUCUGGCAGCACCCGUGGAUGGUAUCUAUAUACAUCCGGACUUUAACAGUCAGUUGAGCAGCUACGAUGCGGACAUAGCAGUCAUCCUACUCAAGGACGAAGUGCGGUUCAAUACGUUCAUACGUCCCGCCUGUCUGUGGUCGGGCUCCAGCAAAUCGGAGUAUAUUGUGGGGGAGCAUGGCAUUGUCAUUGGCUGGAGCUUCGACAGAUCGAAUGCGACACAGCAGCAGCAGCAGCAGCAUUCCCAGCAGCAUCUGGGAGAAGGCAAAAAGGCAACCGAUACCAGUAUACCCAAAGUGGUAAAGGCACCCAUCGUUGCGAAUGGAGUGUGCUUCAAGGCGAAUUCACAUUUUCGUAGUCUCUCCUCGAACCGCACCUUCUGCGCAGGCAUACAGCUGGAGUCCAGGGAGCCACAGAGCAGCAGCAGCAGGCUUUACACAGGCAUAUCGGGGGCUGGAUUGAUGAUACUGAAAAACAGUCGCUGGAUGCUGCGUGGCACUGUCUCAGCGGCACUGCCACCCGCCCUAGAGUUGGGUCCUGCUGGUUCCACGAACUGUUGUAGCAAUCAAUAUAUAAUAUAUGCAGAUGUGGCAAAGUUUAUUGAUUGGAUCACGGCCUUCAUUAUUUAACAGUCGACCAUGUUGUGUACAGGAUGAAAAAUGUUCGAAAAUAAAUGCUGUGAUAGCCGUCAGUGGCCUCUGCUCUUGCCUGUGCCCGUGCCCUCAACGGUGAUCAGGGUUAACGCGUAAUUAUUGUA